Pygocentrus nattereri (red-bellied piranha) is the source of this 2674-nucleotide messenger RNA. RefSeq names its product CEA cell adhesion molecule 1 (gene ceacam1). The transcript is spliced from 9 exons. The record is from RefSeq and is a predicted model, not a curated record. Bases 76 to 2094 code for a protein of 672 amino acids. Lineage: Eukaryota; Metazoa; Chordata; Actinopteri; Characiformes; Serrasalmidae.
GACUAUAUCGCUCAUUUUCAACUCCACUGCCGGAGCGUGAAGAAGGAGGGCUGUUUCGCGAACAGGAUUUCCAGAAUGGAAUGUAAAUUUGUCUCCUGCUUCAUUUCUGUCCUCAUAAUCUACAUAACAGGCGUGUCCACUGUGGCCCUGGUUCCCUCUGCAAAUCCCGUGGCUGCCGGUGGAAACAUCACUUUGAGUGUGAAUCCCGCGAUAUCCAUCAGCGCUGGAACCUGGCUGUUUCAAAGCUCCAUCCUGGCCUUCUGGUACCCUGGCAAUUUCAUCCUGGGAGAUGUGUACGCAGGCCGAGUCUCCUUCGACUCCUUAACGCUGCAGCUCUCCUUACACUCAGUACAAACCAACGACUCAGGCCUCUAUGUGCUGCAAGGCGUGACUCCCAAAGUACGAGCGGAGAUCACGCUGUCCGUCCAGGAGCCGAUCACUAACGUGUCUCUGACAGCGAGUAAGACAGAUCUGGUGGAGUUUAAUGACAGCGUCUUGUUCACCUGCUCGGCCUACGGCACACCACUGGCAUUCUCCUGGUAUAAAGGCAGCUCUGUGGUCACCGCAGGGGUCAACGUUCAGCUCAGUAAUGACGGAAGUGUGCUCACUAUUAGCAACGUGACAAGAUAUGACAUGGGUCCUUUCACCUGCGUUGUGGCAAACAACAUCAGUAAUGGGACGAGCAGGUCAAUUUACCUCAACAUCAGCUAUGGUCCCAGCAACCUCACAAUGACAGUCUUGCCAGAGAAGAUGGGAUAUAUUUCAGGAUCAAACAUCACUCUGUCCUGCUCUGCUGACUCCAGUCCUCCAGCGUUGUUCUACUGGUCCUACAACGACAUUUCUCUUAAUAAAACUGGACAAACUUUACAGCUUUUAAACGCCUCUCAGAACAAGACAGGAACCUACGCCUGCACUGCCCACAACACGGUCACUCUGAGAUACGCUACUGCCACCAAACCCACCCGCAUCAUUGACGCAGUGUCAGCUGCUGAAGCGAAGGCUGUUAAUGACGUGCCCAUAUUCAACAUGUCCUUCAUGCUGACCUGUGAGGUCAUGGGGCCUGUGGACUCCGUUUACUGGAUGAAGGACAGCUUGUACCUCUAUUCUGACAGCAAAAUCUCUCUCUCCAACCAAAACAAGACACUCUCAUUCAGCCAGCUGGGUCUCGCUGACGAUGGAAAGUACCAGUGUGUAGCCAGCAACAUUGUGAGCAACAAGACCAGCAUGGCCUACACGCUAGCGGUCAACUAUGGCCCAUGGAACGUUUCCAUAUCGGGUCCAGCCAUAGCACAGAAAGAUUCUAGCAUAACGCUAAACUGCUCGGCCUCCUCGCACCCUCCCAGUGGCUACAGCUGGUACUUCAACGGCUCCCGGGUGGCGGAGGGCGCCGUAUACGAGACUGGACCUCUCUCGUUAAACAGCAGCGGAGAAUACACCUGCAUCGCACACAAUAACAUCACAGGCAACAACGGCAGCGCUGUGUGGAACUUGACUGUCAUUGUGGGCAUCUCCUCAGUGGCGGUGACCCCCAGCAUGCCCAUCCCUCUGGCCUCCAAAGGUCUCCAGCUCUUCUGUAACAUAACUGGCGAUUACAACAGCAUCUCAUGGCUAAAAGACAACGGGACAUUCAGUCCAACACCCACGGUCACCAUUUCAGCGGACAACGCCACUGUAGACUUCCUACCUCUGCAGAUCUCUGAUGAUGGAGCGUAUCAAUGUACCGCCACAAAUAUUGUUGGAAAACACGUUAGCAAACCAUACAUGCUGACUGCUAACUAUGGGCCUGUGGACCUGAGGAUCACAGCUACGAAGGACAUCAUACUAACCUGUGAAGCCAAGUCUCAACCUCCAAGUGUCUAUCACUGGAUCUUCAACAACGAUAAUGGCGUCGGAGAGGGUCCCACAAUAGCUGUCCCCCUUAUGACUCCAGUGGGCAGCAGCUACACAUGUGUGGCCAGAAACCCCCUGACCAACGUCACACUUUCGGGUAGCUAUACUAUCUCAGAUUAUAGCGCAGCGUCUCCUCUUCAGCCCAGUGCGCUGAUGGCUGCUUUCCAUCUACUCGCUCUCACUCUGUUGGCUCUGCAGCUGUGAAACUGAUGGGACUGUUCUGCGCCUGACCGCCACUGUGAGCCCUUUGGACUGACCUAUGAACUGUUCGAGCGUGAUGGACAUGCUGGGUGUUUAAAAUGAUACUUUCAUGCUUUAUUCUUUGAACUUUGAUUUAUGUGCUACUGCUGGUCAAAUGUUUGGGGACACCUAGUUCUUCAUACCUGACAUUUCUCUUGUUUUUUUUUUUUUAUCGUCGUCAUUGAGCUCCAAUUACAACGUCUGUGCCAACACAGCCUUUUUGACAAGACCACUGUCCCCGAACUGUCUUUAGUGGUUAGAAUUAAACAGGCUGUUUUUUGUUUCGGUGCCUUGAAGAUUGAUGUAUGUAAAUGAGCUAUAAAAAAAAAAACAAAAAAAAAAACAGUCCAGUAUGAAACACUCCUUAUAGCUUCAGUGUGAGUGGGUGGAGCUAAACUGCUUUAGGCAUAUAGAUAUAUGUUAAUGUGUUGGUGUUUGUGACAUCAAGAUAAGUUUUCACACAAUGUUUUUUGUCAAUUUGCAAUAACGUGACAUAUUAAAGCCUCAUCGAGAUGAUUUGGAGAAAAACAGCCAGAUCAUUUUA